This is a messenger RNA of Entrophospora sp. SA101, 276 nucleotides long. NCBI's taxonomy places the organism in Eukaryota, Fungi, Glomeromycota, Glomeromycetes, Entrophosporales, Entrophosporaceae. The record is from the annotation of a GenBank genome assembly.
AUGGAUUCAAUUAAAUUUGAAGAUAAAAAUAAAAAAAAUUAUAGAGUUGUUUUUAAAACUCCUUUGAAAAGUGAUAAAUAUCAAAUUUAUGGAACCAUUUUUAAUGAAAAUUCUGAAAAAUGUUCUGAUAUUAUCAUUGUAUUUAAAUAUUUUGAUCAGUAUGGGUUUUCAAUAAUCAUUGAAAGGUUUGAUGAAAACCAAAAUGAUGUUUCCCAUAUUAAAUGGGCAAUGGUUGGCUCUAUGAAAUCUAUCAAGAAGAAAGAAAAUCAUAACUGA